AUGGUCAAUGAACAGCCUGUUAUCAGUACAACUCUUAAACCAAAGGACAAUCCACAGGCUCCAGCUGUCCAUUUGGCCUUUGGGCUAGAUUUCAACAUGUCUUGCGUGUUAUAUUACAAUACCAAUGGAACAAAAAUAGACAGUUGUGAACAAUACAUUACCCAAACGAAAAAGACUGAUGAUGUCAAUUUUCCUUUCAUUGGCUCAUUCUCACCAAAUGGUAGCAUAAAUUUGUCCAAACACGAUGAUGAUGAAAAAGGGCUACCAAGAUAUAUUUUUAUUUACAUGAGUAUCAUAGACCCGGCUAAUAUUGUCCUGAACGAUACCUCCCAGACAGCUACAGUUAGAAUGACUGUAUAUGAUUCAGAAAAUGAACAGGACGAUGCUCAAAGUAGAGAAUCUCCCGAUGCAUUCACUGAAAAUUAUUAUCAAAAAAUCAAUAGAUAUACAGGCUGGGAUUCUCAAGAAAGAUCAGAAAAACACAGAUUCAAACGGCUUUCACUUAUAUUGGAUUCUCGUCAUCCUACAAUCUACAAUCUUACAUUGAAUCAAAUAUACGCUAUUCCUAUAAACUCUCCCAGUAUGUAUUAUGUGACUGUAAGAAUCGGCCCACAGAACUUCUACGAAACUGUAGAACAAGAACAGAGAACCACUACUGUGAGCAAUAAUAACAAUAAUAUUUCUGAGAUUAUGAACAUACUGGGAACUAUUGCUGCCUAUUACAGGGUUGAUUCAAUGAAACCCUGGGGUAUUAUACAUAAUGGAUGUUGCGGCAUCAGAAAAUUCAAAAAGCAUACCGUAAUAAAACUAGAAGAGUUUGUGAAUGUUCCUAGCACAAAUGCUAAUUUAGAAAUAAUCUCACAAGCAGUCAGGGAUUUGGAAGGAUUUAGGCAUUUCCUUGAAAGUAAUGUAAUUGACACUUCCUUGUUAGAAGCCCUUAGAAGUCAGCAACAACAGCAAAGUCAAGAGCAACAACAGCAACGGGUAGAAAUUGAAACCCAACAAAAUGACAAGUCAUAA
Molecule: messenger RNA, 1020 nt
Organism: Entrophospora candida
Lineage: Eukaryota; Fungi; Glomeromycota; Glomeromycetes; Entrophosporales; Entrophosporaceae
Source: the annotation of a GenBank genome assembly